This is a messenger RNA of Octopus sinensis (East Asian common octopus), 2478 nucleotides long. RefSeq names its product tRNA (uracil(54)-C(5))-methyltransferase homolog-B. The transcript is spliced from 14 exons. NCBI's taxonomy places the organism in Eukaryota, Metazoa, Mollusca, Cephalopoda, Octopoda, Octopodidae. The coding region runs from base 377 to 1891 and encodes 504 amino acids. Gene Ontology annotation, molecular function: RNA methyltransferase activity. Gene Ontology annotation, biological process: RNA processing. The record is from RefSeq and is a predicted model, not a curated record.
ACACACACACACGUGUAUUCGAGGUCGCUCACACAAUGAAUAGAAUUUGUCAAUUGCGGCGUAAUCAUCGGGAGUUACCUCCCUUCACCGUCCCUAACAACGUGCGAAGCGAAACCAAGAAAAUGACAUUGAAGUCCCGUAGAGGAGAUCGCAUCCACCGCCCGGUCGCUUUCAUCGCUCGUUCCAAGCUGCCAAAAAGCUCCGUGGUUUAUUAUCCAUGACGGUCCUAACUUCACAACCAGACUAAACAUAUGGAUGUGACUCCACAGACAUAUUUAUUCACCGCGCACCUUGUAUUAGUAUUGUUAUUAUUAUUGCGGCAAGAAGUUCUCUUCUGGUAACCGAGUCAUCACACUUCACAUUGUUUCCGGACGAAAUGGCAUUUCAGCUUCCACUGAGAUCUCUUGGCUUACAAUGUCUAAGAAAGUUUCCCAACCAAAGAUUCAGUUCUGAAACUGCUUCCAUAACAGAAUCAACGAAUGUAACCCCGGUAAAAUCCAGACGUAAAAAGAAGAAAAGGAAGUUCCUAGCCAGCCCUUCAUACUGCAAUUCAAAGGCACAGGUGAACAAAAGUACAAUCCACAAUCAAUUCCGACAAGUUGCCCUUUCUGUGACCCCUUUAUAUAUGAUGUCCUACGAUGCACAGUUAGAGUACAAGAACAGGGAAAUCCAGGAUGUCCUGCAGAAAAUGAUGAAUCGUUUUGUCUGUUACCAGCAGUAUCCUCUCUCAGACAAAAUGAUAGAAAACCUGAAGAACUUUCAUCUGAUGUGUCCACUGGAACCCUGUUUACCAUCUCCUGUUAUCAAUGGGUAUCGUUCCAAAGAUGAGGUCACAACCGGGAAAGGGGUCGAUAACAAUGUGGCAGUCGGACUCACUGUCGGAAAAGGUACCAGGUCUUACACAGUACCCAACACUUACUUAGCCAAUGUGGGAAGGAAACACAAGGAGAUCACAAGGGCGUUUGGAGAUUUCAUCAGCACGUCGUCCUUUGAUCCUUUCAUCUGGCCGGAAUUCGAGGGUCUGGGAAAACCGCACCAACCGACGGGACACUGGCGGAUCAUGUCAGUCCGCUCGUCAACACUUGGUCAGUCUAUGGCCUACAUUAUCUUCCAUCCACAGAGAAAGUCUGAGGAUAUUCAAAUGAAGGCCAAAGAAGAAUUAUUGAACUAUUUUCAAAAUGGUCCAGGAAGACUUUGUGGCUUGGACACCCUUUUUUUCCAACCAACACUCAGUUCCAGAGCCAAUGCCGGAAUUGUGCCAUUCCAGUUGCUCUAUGGUCAACCGUACAUUACUGAACGCCUGCUCAACUGUACAUUCCGAAUAUCCAUAGACUCUUUCUUUCAGAUCAACGUCAGUGCUGCUGAGGUGUUGUAUUCUGUCAUCAAAGAUUGCGCCAAGUUAAAACCAACUGAUGUAUUCCUUGACAUCUGCUGUGGAACUGGUUCAAUUGGUAUCUCGAUGGCAGCCAGUGCCAAAAGACUGUUUGGUGUAGAAAUUAUCCAGCAAGCCAUCGAUGACGCUAAACUAAAUGCAAAACUAAACAAUGUUAACAAUGUCGAGUUUAUCUGUUCCAGAGCCAGUGAAGCUUUGAAAAAGAUUUCUGUUGGUGCCUACUUUGAUAUAAAUGAAACUGCUGUUGCAGUGGUAAACCCUGGCCGAAAUGGAGUCAACCAGUCUGUGAUCCGUUCCAUCCGUCGUUGUCAACAGAUCCAUCGCUUGAUUUAUGUAACUUGUCGACCUGUCGGGAACACCAUCAAGAAUUUUAUGGAUUUGUGCUGUCCUCCCAAUGAAAAACUUCCUGGGGAGCCAUUCUCUCCCACUCGUGCUGUGCCUGUAGAUAUGUUUCCUCACACUGUCCAUUGUGAAUUAGUUGUGGUCUUUGAAAGGUGAAGGAAGCCCUACCAAGAUGAAGAUAUAUGAACGCCUGAUGUCAAGGUGAAAGUAUACAAGCAAUCUGGAGCUGUUUUUGAAGUCAGUUAAAAGUGGAUCAUUUUCUAAAGUUAAACUAAGCCAAACCUGUUAAAGAGAAAAUGAAACUGUGAUACUUGUCAAAGUAAAACUUUGUCAUUUGUCAAAGUGAGACCAUCAUUUGUCAUUUCAUUUGAAAACGAAACUGUCAAAACAAAAAGUAUGUCACUUGUCAAAGUGAAAGUUGAUCAUUCGUUCAAGUAAAACUGAAUCAAGUGUCAAAAUGAUCUCAGGUCACUCGUCAAAUUGAAACUAUAAUUUGUUGAAAUUUGUUGAUUCUGUGUUACUUGUCAAUAUGAAACUAAAACUAUGUCACUUGUCAAAGUGAGAUCCUGUCACUUGUCAAUGUGAAACUGAACUCCUUGGCCGUUGUAUGCUUCUCAACUGUUCUAUAUCAGUGAAUAUGUUGACAUGUCUCUCAUAAGCAUUUCCUAAUUCUGUUGUCAUUUGUUUGACAUUCACUGAAGAUUUCAAAUAAACUUUGCAUUAAUAUCACAAAUAAACGUUUC